CCUGUUAACCUAGAUCCAUAUCAACACAUGCACACACAUAAAGAUAAGAGAUUUGUAAUAUGUGUAUAUUGUACAGCUCUCAUGGAUAUAACACGGCUGGUUUCUGCUAUCCUGUGGUUGUGCACGUGUGUCCGUGCGUUACCCAGCGACUGCACGCCGUUGGAGGACCAUGUCCUGGACCAGUUCGAUCCCCGCACUGUCUUUGGAACGAACAAUGAAAUAUCCUCGCAUCAACCACCAAAGCGUGUGAGGUCCAAUAUCCGUCCUGGACGACCUCUUCCGACACAUGCUUUCUUCACAUCUCAAAUCAAAACCACCCGACCAGAGCCAAUGGUCCUUUGGCCUUAUUUUGCAACAAUGGACGCUGAAGGAAUUGCGUACGAUGCAUUUGAAUUUAAGCGCUUCAUAGACCCAGAGCGCACAGUGUAUGCUGACGGACAAUCUAUCUGGGAGGAAGGACGACCUUGGCAUCGGCUUCUCGACCUGGGGACCAACAUGUUCCAAAAGGUCAGCGGGCCGGAUGGGAAUCCGCUGGGGAAUUUUGACGGUGAGUCGGGUGUAAGAAUUGGUAUUGAGGGCAGUGGUGAACCGGAACUACAAGAUUUUGGAGACUUGUAUGGUAACUUUAUGUAUACGGGCAAUGGCGGUUCCAUGGAGGUUCCUUUGGUACGUGGUUCGAUACUUUUGACUCACAUUUUCAAGAACGCCAACCCCGUGAUAAGACCGUAUUGUCUUGACAACAUUAACGGCGAACAUCAUCAGUUCAAGUGUCCACUAGCUCCUGCGAGCAGUGACGGUGGAAGUGGAUACCUGAGCGCCACAUGCGCGGGCUCUAUAUUAAAAAUAACUUUACAUAACACACGACCGAUCAAGGACCUAGGUUUGAUACAAUGGGCGGCCAAUACGGCCAGUCAAUACGGUGCUAGCCACGGCAUGCAUAACUGUAACAGCCAGAAUUGUCGUCUGCUAGAUAAUGGAAAACAAGUGGAGAUAACAAUUCCUAACGCUUCCGGCACAAUGUCAUAUGCCAUCAACUAUAUAGGCCACUACCUUCUCCCGCCAGAUUGGGUUAAUAAUCCAAAUCAGGUCACAUGUAACGUGGGGAAGAAGCGAUCGUCUGCCGAGGAACGGCCGUCUGCUAAAGAGGAGCGGUCGUCUGCUAAAGAAGAACGUUCUAUUCGAGAUAUCGCAUUGCACGCGACUUGUGACAGCGGAAACAACGUGGAAAUACGAGUGGACCUUGCAGGAUAUAAGUUCGCUACACAUUUAAUUCAGUACGCAGUGGAAGCUUCAAACAACUGGAGCAACCCCCCACCCAUGAGAACUUGUGGAUCAAAUUGUGUGCGGAGUGGAAACCUUGUGAUUAUCAGAAGACAUUUGCCGUCCUCACAUAUUAAGCUAGCCAUCAAUAUCAUAGGUUAUGAAACCAUGCCAUAUUCACACUGGGUCUCGAGGCCACUAGAGCUUUAUUGUGGGUCGGGACACACGGUAAACUACGGUGGCAGGGGAACAAUACCCACUGUUCACCACACGAACCCACCACCUGUAACUUCAGCACCGCACACACAACCGCCUGUUCACCACACAGCUGCGCCACAUACAACACCUCAGCCACAUGUCACUCACCAAACUGGGGGUGGAACGCCGCUUACCGCAAACAAAAAGUUUAUCUUAGAAAUGAAUGAACAGGGCAACGAUUUGCCGCAUCAGACAAGAAAAUUUGUCUUGUAUUUUAGUGAGGAAGUAACACCACAUGUUCACCAGUCUGACAAUAAAAUCACGUUCUCUCCUCGUGCUGGCGGGAAUUAUAACGGACUGGUUCAGAUAGCUUAUCUCGGCGCAGGACCACGUGGUGGUCAUGGGAACGAUUCCGUGUUCGAUAAAUACGCCGGAAUAUAUUCAUACAAACCAAAAACUUCAUUUUGUGUUAGCGAAUCGACGAAUAAAGCACAUGUAACGUUUAAUUGGCACCCGAAUAACUUACACGCCACGUCACCAACUGCAUCACUCCUAAUGCUUAUGAUGCCACAUCACGCAUAUACCUUAGACAAUCGAUAUUCAUACAAUGUUCGAGACACAGUGUUUGGUUUUAAAGCAUACGAGGGCUCAAGUAUUGACCUACCUAUGGACCUUCCUCGAGCCUCCAUGGCCCCCGACUCCGGGGCCGUCAGCCGUCUCACAUCUCAACAAAAACAGGAUAUAGUUGCCGCGAUAGACCGGGAUGCAUCGAACACUUAUUUGGAUGCUAUUUGCUCACACUCGGACAGUUAUAAUGUUGGUAAAGCUAUAGGGAUGGUGGCCAGACUGGCUAGUAUAUCAAGGGAAUUUAACACCAAUCAUUUUACAAAGCUGGACACUUCUAUCAAAAAUUGCUUAGAAAAAUGGUUACGAGUACAAGAUACAUUAUCAGACAUGUGGAAAUUUAGAUACGAUACAGUCUGGGGCGGACUAUUUCUCCGAGCGACUAACGGAGAUUUAAAUUUCGGAGUAGAUUAUGGAUUCCCGUACUACAAUGACCAUCACUUCCAUCUGGGAUAUUUCAUAUAUGCUGCAGCUUAUUAUGUGAAACAUUAUCCCCAAUGGGGCCAAUCAAACAAACACAAACUAUAUCUUCUGGCACGAGAUGUCAGUAAUCCUUCACCAAACGACCCAUAUUUCCCCGUUGCCCGACAUAAGGAUAUAUACACGGGAUUCUCGUGGGCAUCGGGGCUUGUACCGGGAACUAGACAAGAAGAGUCGGCGUCCGAGUCGUUGAACUGUUACCAUGGUGUUGCUGCUCUGGGAGAAGCAUUCAACGACAAAAGUCUUCAACAUGCCGGACAAGUUAUGCUUGCAAUGGAACUACUUUCUGUGCGAGAAUAUUGGCAAGUGCGUCAACACAACCGAGAUCAUUUCCCGCCAAUUAUUCAAGAUACCGGUGUUUGCGGUCAAAUCGCCGAGGACAGUUUUUACGUUUACACACUUGAUUGGCCUUGUGACCCGAAUAGGUUCCCCAUGAGACAUGCAUGUUUGGUAGGAAUACAGAUUAUUCCAAUAACAUCUGUAUCAAAAUACUGGGUAGAUAAGGAAUGGGCUAGUUCAAUCAAACAUUCGUGCACAUCUGCUGUACACCCGGAGCAAGAAAGUUCAUAUAGCAUUGCAGACCAUAACGAGAGAUCUAGAACACUUUCUACUGGUUGGGCAGCAUUUUGUCUAGCAGCAAUGGCGCCUUUAGAUUCCACACAUCAAACAGAAGCCGCUAAUUAUGUACGAGACAAACGUCCCCAGCAGUUAGUGGGCGGGACAGGAGCUGCAAGCACCUUGCUCUUUAUCUAUGCUAGCACAUAAAUCUUAUUAUCUUAUAGAUAAAUACAUGUAUUAAAUAUAAAGAUAUAAAUUA
Molecule: messenger RNA, 3379 nt
Organism: Ruditapes philippinarum (Manila clam)
Lineage: Eukaryota; Metazoa; Mollusca; Bivalvia; Venerida; Veneridae
Exons: 18
Coding region: 28-3327 (1099 amino acids)
Molecular function (GO): endo-1,3(4)-beta-glucanase activity
Source: RefSeq, a predicted model, not a curated record